Messenger RNA from Nannospalax galili (Upper Galilee mountains blind mole rat), 2232 nucleotides. It is a transcript of the gene Kirrel2, whose product is annotated as kirre like nephrin family adhesion molecule 2. Gene Ontology annotation, molecular function: cell adhesion molecule binding. The record is from RefSeq and is a predicted model, not a curated record. NCBI's taxonomy places the organism in Eukaryota, Metazoa, Chordata, Mammalia, Rodentia, Spalacidae. Gene Ontology annotation, cellular component: cell-cell junction. The coding region runs from base 110 to 2206 and encodes 698 amino acids. The transcript has 15 exons. Gene Ontology annotation, biological process: cell-cell adhesion.
GAAAGGGUGUGCAGGUUCAGCACGUUGAAAGGUGUGCUGUCGAGGAAGAAGUUGGAGGCGAACCAGUGCAACCGCAAGUCUAGGGGAUCUUGGGGGACAUACACUCAGGAUGCUGGUCGCCCUCGUCGUCCUCCUCUUUUGCUUCAGAGGACGUGCAGGCCCAUCGCCCUAUUUCCUGCAACAGCCGGAGGAUCUGGUGGUGCUGCUAGGGGACGAAGCUCGCCUGCCCUGUGUGCUGGGUGCAUACAGGGGGCUCGUGCAGUGGACUAAGGAUGGGUUGGCUCUAGGGGGUGAAAGGGACCUUCCAGGGUGGUCCCGGUACUGGAUAUCAGGGAGUGCAGCCAGUGGUCAGCAUGACCUCCACAUUAAGCCUGUGGAACUGGAAGAUGAAGCAUCAUAUGAGUGUCAGGCUUCCCAAGCAGGCCUUCGAUCACGACCAGCCCAGUUGCACGUGCUGGUACCCCCAGAAGCCCCCCAGGUGCUAGGCGGCCCCUCUGUGUCUCUGAUCGCUGGAGUUCCUGGGAAUCUGACCUGUCGGAGCCAAGGAGAUGCCCGACCUGCCCCUGAACUGUUGUGGUUCCGUGAUGGGAUCCGGCUGGAUGGGACCACCUUCCACCAGACCUUGCUGAAGGAUGAGACCACCGGGUCAGUGGAAAGCACCUUAUUCCUGACCCCUUCAAGUCAAGAUGACGGAGCCACCUUAGUCUGCAGAGCCCGAAGCCAUGCCAUGCCUAGAGGGAGGGACACUGCAGUCACACUGAGCCUGCAGUACCCACCAGUGGUGACUCUGUCUGCUGAGCCCCAGACUGUGCAGGAGGGAGAGAAGGUCAGUUUCUUGUGUCAAGCCACGGCCCAGCCUCCUGUUACUGGAUACAGGUGGGCAAAGGGGGGAUCCCCGGUGCUCGGGGCCCGCGGGCCAAGGUUGGAGGUCGUGGCAGACGCCUCAUUCCUAACCGAGCCGGUGUCCUGCGAGGUCACCAACGCUGUGGGAAGUGCCAACCGCAGCACCGCGCUGGAUGUGCAGUUCGGACCUAUUCUGCUGGCAAAACCGAAGCCGAUGUCCGUGGACGUGGGGCAAGAUGCCUCCUUCAUCUGUGCCUGGCGCGGGAACCCACUUCCACGAAUAACCUGGACGCACCUCGGUGGCGCGCAGGUGCUGAGCUCCGGGCCCACUCUGCGCCUUCCGUCCGUGGGCCUGGAAGAUGCAGGCGACUAUGUAUGCAGGGCUGAGCCAAGGCACUCGGGCCUGGGAGGCGGCACAGCUCAGGCUAGGCUGACUGUGAACGCUCCCCCAGUAGUGACCGCCCUGCACCCCGCGCCAGCCUUCCUGAGGGGCCCUGCUCGCCUCCAGUGUGUGGUGUUUGCUUCUCCUGCCCCAGACUCAGUGGUCUGGUCUUGGGAUGAGGGCUUCCUGGAGGCAGGGUCACUAGGCAGGUUCCUGGUGGAGACCUUCCCAGCCCCAGAAGUGGAGGGAGGACAGGGUCCAGGCCUGAUCUCUGUGCUGCACAUUUCUGGGACCCAGGAAUCCGACUUUACCAGGGGCUUCAACUGCAGUGCCCGAAACCGCCUGGGCCAGGGAGGAACACAGGUCCACCUGGGCCGUAGAGACCUGCUGCCCACUGUGCAGAUCAUGGCUGGAGUAGCCUCUGCGGCCACCACACUCCUUAUGGUCAUCACCGGAAUAGCCCUCUGCUGCUGGCGCCAUGCCUCUUUCUCCAAGCAAAAGAACUUGGUACGUAUCCCAGGAAGCAGCGAUGGCUCCAGUUCACGUGGCCCUGAGGAGGAGACAGGCAGCAGUGAGGAACGGGGUCCCAUUGUGCACACAGAUCACAGUGACUUGGUUCUCAAUGAGAAAGAGGCUCUGGAGACCAAGGAUCCAACCAACGGUUACUACAAGGUGCGAGGGGUCAGUGUGAGCCUGAGCCUUGGGGAAGCCCCUGGAGGAGGCCUUUUCCUGCCACCCCCCUCUCCGAUGGGACUUCCAGGGACACCCACCUACUAUGACUUCAACCCACACCUGGACAUGCCCCCUUGCAGACUCUACAGAGCACGGGCAGGCUAUCUCACCACACCUCAUCCUCGUGCUUUCACAAGCUACAUGAAACCCACAUCCUUUGGAACCCCAGAUUUGACCUCUGGGACUCCCCCUUUUCCCUAUGCUGCCUUGUCUACACCCACCCACCAGCGUCUCCAGACUCAUGUGUGAGGACAUCUCUCCAACUGAAGAGUCUU